CCGACUUACGAGACAUGGCGAAAGAUAUCUGAGUUACGAAACAAUCCGACACAGGGAAGUCGGUGACCUACAUCCAAACCCACACGAACUGCAUCGUAUCCGCUGAUUAAUAUCAUGAAGGUUGAGAUGUUCUCAAACAGACAUGGACCUUUUUUUAAAUGAAAGUUGUCGCGAGAGAUAGUGUCCUCACGUGCCAGUGACACUGAUUGCAACUUGUGUCAAACUGUCAGCUUUACAACACAAGACUGUGGCAUUGCAAGCAACAGGUGCCAGGUGAUCAGCCCUCCAACUUACAACACAUGUAGAUGAAGGAUAGACUCUUGGUCAACAACCAACCCGUUGUCUUCAUCAAAGACAGUGUCACACUCUUGCACAACCACCGCGCAUGUCACGUGCCUUGUACUAUUAUUAGUACCUUACGUCACGUGACUACUACUGUAAUAAAGUGAGUUCAAAGCAUCACUCAGCACUCAAGGGUGCAGACAGCAAAAUGAGAGGACAUCAGCUGUGUCUGCUCACCUGGACUAUAGCAGUCGGUGUGAUUACAGGUUCACAUGGUCAGUGUGCUACUAACAACCCCACACCUGAACUCCUAGCAACAGUCUUUGCAAGAGACCUCGAGUUCCAUUUGUCUCCAAGCAACACAAAUAACACAAGCUGUCAGUGGCUCAUCAGCUCUAGGAACAGUGCCAGACUGCACUUACUUCUCAACCCACAGCUUCGCUCAGACAACGGAUCAUGCGUCGACAACAUCAAGGUCUAUGAUGGUAACUCUUCCUCUUCCCCCAUACUGCUGUCGACCUGCUCCAGAAAUGUCUUACCCAUCUACAGCAGCGGAAGUGACGUAUUGGUCUCUUUCACUGCUGGAAAUGACGACACCGAUAACAAUAGCAGUUUCAUCAUCCAAUACAGAACCUUCCAACCAAGGAGGACAAGCUGCUCGUCAUAUGAGGUCCUCAACGCCACAAACAUUCCUCAAGACAUGGAUUAUACAAGCGACCCCAUAAGCUUCGAUUACACAGACAGAUGCUGGACCAUCGAAAGAGACAAUAGCUCCUCUAUAAUAAGUGUUAAUUUUACUGAGGUACACAUGGACUCCUGUGGACAGCAAAACUGCUCUUGUGACACAGUUGAAGUGAUGUCAGGUGGAACACUAGGCUUCAAGACUUUAGGGGAGGUGUGCGGGGAGCACGGAGAUCACGUGUUUAACACCAGCCAACAGUUUCUCUACAUCUCCCUUCGACCGAGUCUCUCCUACACAAGACGUCACUUCCGGCUCACCUAUUGGAGUUUCUACAGAGAAGAUACCAAGUCAAACAUUUCAAUAAGUCCCGGGCAGAAAUAUCACCUGAGCUACCCAGGAAAUAUGCUCCAAUACCCGAACAACACUGACCGCGGGUGGGUCUUUCACAUCACCAACCCACAGUAUGUUCUGCAUCUCAAUUUGACUUUCAUGGACAUUGAGUGGGCGGCAGCUGGUUGCUAUGACUAUAUUGAGAUAUUUGACAGUUCUUUGGAAACAAAGCGACUGGACAGAUUGUGUGGGGUCCAGGCAGGAAGACAGUACUACAGCACUGGCCAGACUUUGUACAUCAAGUUCCACAGCGACGAUUCCGUUAGUAGAAAAGGUUUUAACUUGACUGCGAGGCGGUGCUUCGAGAAGCCGUGCACCCAACCUCAGUUUGCAACUCCUCCAUCAGCCUGGUUGCAUUUUUUGGCCAGCAGCAGUUGAAGUACCCACCAAGCUCCAACAUGUACCUAAACAACGCCUACUCAUGCUGGCUGUUUGAAACCUUCAACUCAAACACUGUCAUCAAGAUCACCUUGAACACUGAUGUCGAGCCCUCGUCGCCUGCCUGCAGCGGCAACUACAUCGAGGUGUUCGACG
Pomacea canaliculata is the source of this 1888-nucleotide messenger RNA. RefSeq names its product deleted in malignant brain tumors 1 protein-like. NCBI's taxonomy places the organism in Eukaryota, Metazoa, Mollusca, Gastropoda, Architaenioglossa, Ampullariidae. The record is from RefSeq and is a predicted model, not a curated record. The coding region runs from base 491 to 1732 and encodes 413 amino acids. The transcript is spliced from 12 exons.